Molecule: messenger RNA, 579 nt
Organism: Lactuca sativa (garden lettuce)
Lineage: Eukaryota; Viridiplantae; Streptophyta; Magnoliopsida; Asterales; Asteraceae
Source: RefSeq, a predicted model, not a curated record
AUGGUUGGCAUGUACAUGUGUUCCGUUUUUAAUCAUCUUUCUGCUCGAGUUUUUAAUGAUUUUAUAGAGAAUCUUGAUCUUUCUGAUAUUCCUUUGAGUGGACCUCGUUUUACUUGGAGUGAUAAAUGGGGAUCUAAGUUUAGUAAACUUGAUAGAUUCUUGGUCACAGAUGGGUUUAUGACUGCUUUUCCUCAUCUUGCGGGUAUUGUGUUGGAAAAAAAUAUUCCUGAUCAUGUUCCGAUUAUACUUUUGGAGCAUAUGGUGGAUUAUGGCCCUAUUCCUUUUCGAGAGUUUCAUUCAUGGUUUGAUAGAGAUGGUUUUGAGAAUAUAGUGCGGGAUUCCUGGAUGAGUGAUUUGUCUGGGACGGGUCUGGAUAAUCCAUGGGUGAGAUUUAAGAAGAAAUUGCAGCGUCUUAAAUCUAAUCUUAGGGUGUGGAAUCUAAAUUAUUGGAAUUUGUUGGUUACUAAAAAGAAAAAUCUCCAAGAUUUAAUUGAAUCUAUUGAUAGUCGUCUGAUGGAUGGGGAAGGAUCUUCUAUCUUGAGGGAACAUAGGGUUUCUUUAUUAAAGGAGGUCUCGUAG